Messenger RNA from Ectocarpus sp. CCAP 1310/34, 2507 nucleotides. Lineage: Eukaryota; Phaeophyceae; Ectocarpales; Ectocarpaceae. The record is from the annotation of a GenBank genome assembly.
CACCGCCCUCCACUGGGCAAGCAAAGCAGAAGGGUGAGACGAGGCUACCAGCUACCGGUAGCAGCAUGCUUUCCUUUGUUGCGCCCGGGACGCUGCCGUCCAUACCAGCCUCGCACGCCCCACAUCCGCACCAGCAUUCGUCAGUGGCGUGGGUGGGUUGCGCGUUUUGCGUGACUGGAACGAGAAGCACCGGCAGCAGCAGUACCCGCCGUCAAAGCCGAAGCCGUCCUCGUAGUUGCUCACCUCUGGUAUUAGGAAGUGAUGGCGGCAGCAGAGCCUGCGGAGGUGACGUCGGUUUGAUCGCUGCAACGGCAAGCCGCUGGGGGGCCGAUGGCGACGAGCUCGAUGGUGGCAAUGAUGGCAAGGACCGCAGGCGACGGGCGGAACGGAGGAAGCCAUUGCGGGCGCCUUGGGAAGACAUUCAGUGGAGUAAUCCAAGCAAUCCAAGCAGCAGGAGAGCAGCCCGAGGUGGUGAGAGGGUUGCAUGGAAAGACGUUGACGAUGAGGAGGAAGAGGAAGAGAUGCUAGGGCUAGAAGAUGGGUCAAGGAGCAUGGUACAGCCCAGGGGAUACACACGGAGUUACGAUGACGCCGACGUUGACACCCGACCGCGGCGUCGAAGAUCGAGAGACGACAUCGACGCCGAGCCCGUCCCGACGGGCUGGGACACGGCGCAAUGGUUCACUGGGGCGCAGGAGGCAAAUCAGGGUGGGCUUUAUGAGUGGGCGAGAAGUUUUUACAACACCCUCUUCUGGUACGGAGGAGCGUCGUCCGAGGGAGAGGAUGAACUGCCCGCGAUGAACUUCCAGGACCUGUUGGAGCGCUUCGACUUGCCUGCGGGCGAACAGUCGUCGGCAAGACCGCGGCCAAUCGUUCCGCCCGAGGACCUUGCCGCAGAGCAAGACUUUCGUUGGCGACCAAGUGGCCGAGAGGCCACCGGCGGGGCCACCGCCACCGCUGAGAGCACGAACUGGAGCCGCGCGAAAGGUAGAGGCUCCACUGCGAGCGGCGGUGCUACGGGGAGCAGCAGAAGGCGGGCUAGACGUGAGCGGGACGAGCGCGAUCUAGACUGGGAAAGCGUCGGGCGAGCGGAGCGGGAGAUGCAUGCAGCGGGUGGCAGAGGGAGAAGGGAGGGUGGAGACGACGGAGAUGUGGUUGCAAUAGGACAGCUACGACGAAAACAGAGGCAGUUGGCGGAGAGGGAACACAAGUGCGAGGUGGACCUCGAAAAGGUUCGGGAUCGCCUUGAUGUGGUGGAUGCUACGGUGGAGCUGUGGAUGCGCCGAUCGGCGGGCAUGUUGUCGCGCGGGGGCUCCGAGACUGACACGGAUGUGCUGCAGGCGAAAAGACGAAUCUACGGCCUAAAAGAGGAGGGGCGACAGUUGGAUAGUGCCACCGUCGAGCUGGAGGGCCGUCUCGAGGACUGCCGUGCCAAGCUCGACAGGAUCGUCCAGGAACUUGAAUUCCUUGGGGAGGCCGCAAUGCCUCGAGCGUUUUACACGCCAGGCGAAGGAGAUGAUGAAAUUGUGGCCAAGGCUGAGACUGUGGAAGCCGGCAUUCAGGCGGGAGGAGGGGGGGUUAAAGGGGACGUUAACCCCAGCAUGACCACGCCAUCCGGCGACGACACUAAGGUCGUGGAGAUUGGCGGGCUUGGUUUGAAUGCGGAAAGCAAGCGGCCUACGGAAGCCGUGCCGGCAGUAACAGAAGCAGAUACUUGAGGCGCAGGCCGUCGUUUUCGGCGGCAUUGCUAUACGGGCUACCGGGAGAUUGCUUUUGACAAGUUAAGCAUCAGUUGGUUCCUCGUGUUACAAAAUCAACGGCACACGCCUUCUUGCCUCCGAGAGAGUGCCGGGCGAUGAAGUCGCAGGUAUUUUCUAUCCAGGACAAUAUUUCAGGCGCGCGUAUGUAUUCAGCGUCGGGUCUGGACAAUCGUGUACCAGUCUGUCCGGGGAUAUAGUACCGAUUUGGACAUCCGGCAACAUAACUUUUGCUGCAGACCGAAAUUUCCGAAACGUUUUUUUUGCUGCGCAAAACUCUUUUCAGCGCAGACGCCAGAAAAGCACUUUUCAAAAAAUCAGACCACACACCCCUGUUCACCUGCCGCCAUGUCGAGCCAAACUGAGCUCUUUGGCGGGAAUCGCCGGUCGGAGGACUUAUCAGCGGACCCACCAACAUAUCUGCUGCGGAAAGCGCUGCCAGCAGACCAAAACGCAAGAAUUUGACAACUUCGGAGAAAAAAGGCAUGGUUGCCGAGCUGCUCAAGGGCAGCAACAACGGGGUUUUGAGCCAUGGCCAUGGUGACGUCAAGAGGGUGGCGGCGAUCUACAUCCCGGGGAUGACAUUCCAGCAUCCCCGGUUAGCCCAUGACAUUUUUUUUUUGGGGGGGGGGGGCUUCGUACGUCAUGCAAUGACCGUGGACGGCGAUAGAGCGAUUUCGAUCACCAAAAUAGCCCUCUGCGCUUCAAUAGUCCAAACCGGAACUAUAUUGCCGGAUGUCCAAAUCGGUA